Messenger RNA from Rhagoletis pomonella (apple maggot), 2130 nucleotides. Its product is annotated as solute carrier family 22 member 3. The transcript has 6 exons. Bases 1 to 2130 code for a protein of 709 amino acids. Gene Ontology annotation, biological process: transmembrane transport. NCBI's taxonomy places the organism in Eukaryota, Metazoa, Arthropoda, Insecta, Diptera, Tephritidae. Gene Ontology annotation, molecular function: transmembrane transporter activity. The record is from RefSeq and is a predicted model, not a curated record.
AUGACCUCGACCGCAGCGAAAACAAUGAGUACACAGGAAAGUAGAGCAGCAAAAGUUAACGCGAACAAACCAGUGACCUUUUCCAUCGGCGACACAACUAACCCAGCUACCGCGGCUGAUAGUAAAUACGCCACAAAAGCAAAAGCGGAACGCGCUGGCACAGUAAGCUUUGAUUUGCCCACCAGCAAGUCGGCUGCCGCACCCACAUCCGCAUACGCGCCAACUGACAUCGUCCAGCAGGUAUGCGGCAACUUUGGUCGCUGGCAGCUCCGCACCAUACUACUAAUCUUCCUCUGCAAAAUACCUUCUGCUUGGUUUAUGGCUUGUAUUAUUUACACCGCGCCCACGCCUCGAAAGGGCGACUACUUUUGUCGUCCGCCAGCUCAGAUGAAUGUCAGCGGUGCUGGUCCACAUGGCAGAGCUACAGCGCCGGCCUGGGUGCGCAUGCCUUCGCCGGUGUCUGAUGAACGUGGCACCGAUCGCCGCUUCUAUAUGGAUGCCUGUAAUAUUUAUGAGGAGCGCUUACAGCUCGAUUUCGCUGCCAAUCAUGCCAACUAUUCAAAUCCCUUCGAAGAGCCAAAUGUGGUACAAUUGCCGAACGGUUCGCUGAGCCUGACGGUGAAUGUGUUGCCUUGCGAUCACUUCGAGCACAAUUCCGAUUAUAUUUCGCUGGUGUCUCAGUUCGAUUUGGUUUGUUCACGCCAGUUGCUGAUCUCCAUGACGCAGUCCUUUCACGGCUUGGGCGCAUUUUUGGGCGCUCUACUUGUACAACACGCGCUCAAACACGUGAGUCCACAUUAUUUGAUGUUUGUCGGCAUGCUAUUUCAAAUAUUUUGCGGUUGCAUAACUGGUCUCGUCACAAAUUUUCAACUUCACAUUUAUUUCCGCUGCCUGACUUCGAUCGCUUGUACUGUUAUGAUGUCUGCCGGUCAGGUUAUAUUAAUGGACAUCACUGCUGGACGCGCUAAAACUAUUGUCACUACAUUGUCUGAGUUAUUCUGGGGUAUUGGAUUAAUUCUUCUACCUGGUAUUUCGAUAUUUUUCGAUAGUUGGAGUUACCUCUAUGUGGCCAUAUCUUCAUCUGUGGUUAUUUUAGUUUUCAUGCACAAAUGGAUAGCUGAUUCACCGCGCUGGCUACUACGCCACAAUAAGUUGGAUCGAGCAUUGAAACAACUAUUGAAUUCAGCCGCUUUCAAUAACCGCUCAAUACCAUUAGAUCUGGAUAGUAAAUUAGCUAGCUACGCCAAGCAGCUACAACAAAUGGAUGCGGAUGCGCCACGUUAUUGGUCAAUUUGGGACAAGAGCACCGAGCGCAAAUAUAUCUAUUGCAUGCACGGUGUUUGGGUGGGCGCUAUAAUCUUGCACAAUGUUAUGCUACUAAUGAUCAGAUCACUGGGCAUGGAGUACAUACACGUGAAUACGGCAUGCGUGGGCUUCUCUGAGAUACUCGGCAUUUUCCUGGGACUCUACUUUAUACUCUACACCAGACGUCGUUGGCUUUGGUGCGGCCAGCUGAUGAUCGUUGCAGGCACUGUCACCUACCUGAUCUGGCUCGUGCCGAGCUCAUUGAAAUCAAGUCGUCGCGUUGCUAUUGAAAUGCUCUUUUGGAUGUUUCUGAAGUUCGCGAAUGCCGUUACAUUUGCUGUGCUUGCAACGUGCACCGGUGAAAUUGUGUCGCCUGAAAAACGUGCUCUAUUGAUGUUCUCUGUGCUCAUACAUAGCCGCUUUUGGCUCAUCUUUGGUCCAUCUAUAUCCGUCACCAUGCAAAUACACAAUUUAAUUCCCAUCACUGUUCUAACUUCGUUGGCAUUGGCAACUGGUAUCUUACUUUGCUUUCUCGAUCGCUCGUUUCGGAAUACAGAACAGCCGCGUAUAGCGAAGGUGCCGACGCCGAACACAUAUCGUCGCAACUCUUCGUUGGAGCUACUGCGUCGUGCCUCCACUAGUACCGUUGGCAGUUCGAGUGGCUAUACAAAUUCGGGAUUUUAUGAGAAUGAUCUAACGAUAAGCAUAUCGGAUUUGUGGCUAGUAAAUACUCAAUUCGAGACAAUAAUGGAGCAGGAUGUUUCGGCAUCAGAAAGUGAGGCGACAGAAUGUGAGCAAAAAGUGGAAGAAAAGCCAAAAUGCUGA